Messenger RNA from Daktulosphaira vitifoliae (grape phylloxera), 1125 nucleotides. RefSeq lists its product as uncharacterized. NCBI's taxonomy places the organism in Eukaryota, Metazoa, Arthropoda, Insecta, Hemiptera, Phylloxeridae. The record is from RefSeq and is a predicted model, not a curated record. Bases 1 to 966 code for a protein of 321 amino acids. The transcript is spliced from 7 exons.
AUGACACCAAUAAGCGCUAACUGUCGCCACCAAGAUCUGCAGGGUAAUGUGGCGGCACAGCAUUUACCCCACCAGCCUACUCCAGGAAGGGCCACAACAAGCAAUACGGGAGAUGAAGAACAAAAUGCCAUAGUUCCGAUAAAUCAAGUUUUUGACGAUGUUGACAUUAAUAAUCCCAAUGAUUUACCUUUGAUUGAAUCGAAUGAUCAAAGUACUCUUUUUGUGCCCAAUAAAAAUGACAAUGGUUUAUAUAAAAAUGAGUCACAAAAUGUCAUAGUUUCAGUACAUGACGAUGCUGACACUUCUGAUGCCAUUGAUUUACCUUUGACUUUGACGAAUAGUGAAAAUUCUCCUCUUGUGUCCACUGAAAAUGACAAUGGCACAAUAAAGCAAUGUCAGUUAACUCAGGUAAAAAAAGAUGAAAGACGGUUCAUGAUGAAAGAUAUGCCAAAGUUUCACUUGAAUGUAAACUAUGUAUAUCGUCUAAGAGUGUUGCACACUGCUAAAAACUAUAUCUUUUUGGCGAAAGUAAACGAAGAAAAUUCUAUUAGGGCACUUGAAAAACGCAUUAAUGUUUUUUACAGUUACUCUAAGGAAAAAACUUACACCCCCCAAUUGGAGGAGCUGUGCGUUAUUAAAUAUAACGACGGUAAUUGGUACAGAGGCAUCUGUAAGGCCAUCAAUGAAGAUGUAGAUGGAAAAAUGACAUUUUUUAUAUCACUGCUAGAUUGGGGUGAUUUCAUUUCUGUAAAUGUUAAUAACAUACGAAAAAUACAGCCAUUUUUUAUUCAACACGCACCAUUAGUAGUAAAAUGCGUUCUUAGAGAUUUGAAACUUUCACGUUUUUCAAAGAAAAUUUUAAGGAAACUGUCUAAUAAAGUCUUUAAUUGCAAUAUAUUCUCAAGAUUUGGUCCGACUUAUUAUGAAAUUAAAUCGGAGCAGAUAUCUAGCUUAUUAAAAAAUUAAAAAUUAAUUUUAGUGUCAACCAGUUGGCAAUUUAACAUGAACAUAUUUAUCUUGCUAAUUUAUAAUUUACAAGUAGCUCGUUUUUAAAGAAAAUUUCUUAAUCCAUUAUUACAUGUUUAGUAAUGUACAAUUCAUUCCAAAACUUAUACAACAAUUAAU